AAGCCCAUCGGUGCCUGGGAGGAGACGAAACCUCCCCAAUGGAAGAGUUGGCAAAAGAGCCCACAGCAGAAGCAGGAGCUGUGUGUGCCUCAGCCCUUCCAUGCCGAUUCACCAGCCUACUGUAACGCCUGCUUGAUGAGGCUAGACUCGGAGGAGAAAGAGGCUCUGGAUUACAUCGAAGCCUUUCUCACGAGCAAUGAACAGGACGAGGCCAAGAAACUCAAGUUCUUGGAUUCCAUCAGCACCCUCAGAAGCCUGCCUGCUUUUAUGAACAAAGCCCUGCUAGUGGAGAAGAUAAAGGAGCUGAUUGAUCACGAGUCCGUCGACUCCCUGACCGGCGUGAUGCGUCAGCAAGCUAUGCUCGCCAUCAUGAAGCUGAGCAAAAUGAAGCUACCGGUGCGGAUCCUGACACAACCCAGCCUGCUCGCCACCUGCUUCUCCAGCAUCUUCUCCCUGCCUCCAGCACACACCAUGGAGGAGGUGGAGGCUGCUCUCUACACCAAAACUUUGAAAACCAUGGAUGAGAUGCUGAAGGCCUUGGUGUGCGAGGAUCAGGAGCCCAACCUUCUGGUGCUGCAAAUCAUCUUGAAGGAAGUGGAGGAGUUCAGAGUCCUGGGCCAGCUGGUGGGGUGUCUCACUCUGUGCUGUGUGGAGCAGGAGCAGGAGAUCUGGCAAUCGGCUGUGGAGGGACUUCACCACCUCUUCUCCUUCAUGCAGCUGCUAAAAUCCAAAAUGCUGGUGAAGCACGCGCAGAGUAUCAGCAGAUCCUCAAGGACAGUCAAACUGAGAGAGCCUUCUGGGUCACCAACAUCAGCAAUAUCACAUCGGUAA
This is a messenger RNA of Mauremys reevesii (Reeves's turtle), 831 nucleotides long. RefSeq lists its product as uncharacterized. The record is from RefSeq and is a predicted model, not a curated record. NCBI's taxonomy places the organism in Eukaryota, Metazoa, Chordata, Testudines, Geoemydidae. Gene Ontology annotation, cellular component: cytoplasm. The transcript is spliced from 8 exons. Bases 136 to 831 code for a protein of 231 amino acids.